Messenger RNA from Thlaspi arvense, 492 nucleotides. NCBI's taxonomy places the organism in Eukaryota, Viridiplantae, Streptophyta, Magnoliopsida, Brassicales, Brassicaceae. The record is from the annotation of a GenBank genome assembly.
AUGUUACUAGAGUCUAUGACUUCCACUUUCCCCCUCCAUAUACAAUUCCGCCGAAUUACUCCUCCUCUCCUCCUUGUUCUCAAUCCGGAAAUGGGAGGAAAUUCCCCUUGUGCCUCCUGUAAGUUGCUGAGACGCCGAUGUGCCAAAGAGUGCAUAUUUGCCCCUUACUUCCCUCCCGGUGACCCUCACAAUGUGUUUGCUCCUCUUGUUUUGUGGGCUCAUUGGUUGACUUUUAAGCCAAUAAAACCAGAAUUGCUUGGGUAUGAAGAGCUGAGAAAUUCUGAGCUUCCGGUUCACCAGAGAGGAGACGCGGUAAGCAGUCUGGUUUAUGAGGCGAACGCGAGGAUGAGAGACCCGGUUUACGGAUGCGUGGGGGCGAUUUCGUAUCUGCAGAACCAAGUUUCCCAGCUAGAAAUGCAGCUGGCAGUGGCCCAGGCGGAGAUCCUUUGCAUCCAGAUGCAGCAAGAGCCUCAUGGCUUGCCCAAUCAGUAG